AUGGACGUUGAAGCGAUCAACAAAAGUCUUCUCAAAGCUGUCGAAGAGGGAGAUUUACCUGAAGUUCAGAAAAUUAUUCUUGGUAUUCCAGAGUCAAGUAACGGUCAAAACUGGUCUUUUCUGUCGCUAGGGCCAGUGUACCGCGCCUGUAGCAAAGGAGAUGUACAAAUCGUGGAGUUCUUGCUCAAACAAUGUCACCAGGAGGACUUUACCGACUUCACAAGCCGCACUACGUUGCUUCAUCGAGCUGUUCAAGGAGAAGGGACAAACUUUUGCUACACAGUAGGGUUUCUAACUGGAUUUGCUGCUGGCCAUGGUGGGCCACGGACGGUGAAAAAGUAUGUGAAUAUCCCAGAUCAUGAAGGAAAAACGGCUCUUCACCAUGUAGCUGCAAUGGGCGAUUAUGCAAUGCUUGAUAUCCUCUUUGAAGCAGGUGCAGAUAUCAUUGUCAGAGACCAUCGAGGCCUUUUGGCCGCACAUAUCGCUUGCAUAGAAAAGAAAUAUGAGACGAUGAUAUGGCUGUUCAAGAAAGAUCCAACGGGUAUAGACGAGAUCAUACAUCACGAUUUGGCUUCGGGAUCUACAUGCCUCCAUCUGGUCGCAAAGAGAAAUUGUGGAAGGGAGCUUGGUUACCUUCUCGGUUUGGUGCGUGCGCCCGUCAGCAUGAUCCCCGACAUCCAAGGCAUGUAUGUGUGGGAUCUCGCAUGCAAAGGAAACAUUCAGGAACAGCCUAGAGUAUCCAGGAGGAGGGUCACAUCGGGAAAGUACCCUUAUAUAGACCCGGAGCUCCUAUACGACAGUGAGGGGAGACCCAAAAACAGCGAAACGGUCCAAAGGUUUCCCAUCAAUCUAGAAGCAGCUAGUGUACUUAUCUUCCAGGAUCACAGUCGUGCCUGGCCUGGCUAUCGAUUCGAUUGGAAAGCAUUGUUCGGAAAACUUUUGAUCGAGGAUCGUAUCAAAAUUAAGGAUAUGGAUAGAUUCAUGGAAGGUUUUCAGUAUGAACAGUACAUAAGGGAUCCAGAUAAUCAUGGACCUGCGGUCCUGAAGCAUCGAGAGCCCUCCUGUACUGUGACCCAUGGCGGAGGCUCCAAAUCUUUCACAAUUGCGAUGCCGUACUUCAAGGUACUCACAGAAGAUUCAAUCUCAAAAUGGAGGAAACCGGAGUUGGUGAAUGAAAGCCUAAAGCCUUUUUUAACAGACCACUAUAGCAAGUCACUAGAAUCUCUCAAAGCACCCUAUGUACCACUAACUCUCGACGAGUACUGUUGUCCUGCGCUGCCAAAGUCAAUGUUGGAUCGUAGGAACGGAGACCAAGUACUUACUAAAGCCGAAAAUACAGACUCAUAUCCUAAGGAGCUUGUUACCGUGUGUCAACUGUGGAUUCUGCAAUGCACAGAUGGGCUCAUAACUGCACACGAACCGGAGAGAGAAUCAAGUACUAACAGCUCCGAGCCCGACUUUCCCUCGUGGGGACAUGACUGCCUGGCAGGUGAUGUUAAGCGGUAUAUCGGCAUCAUGCUAUCUCAUUUCGUGGACAGUCUUAACCGUCCGUCUGAAACAGGCUCAGGCAAUCCCAUCCUCAACACUUUCGAGAAUUUUAUUGCCUCAUGUGCUCAUGGUGUGGAUGAGUACAGCAGAGGGGAGGAUGUGAAGAAGUUUGACAUUGACAAGGAAAGAAAAUUUCUACACGACAUUGAUGAUAUACGAGGAGAAUUGGAGAUGAUCAAACGCGUCAUUCUGCAGCAGGAGGAGGUCUGGAAAACUUUUGCAAGCAAUGCCUGGCCCGAACACUGGACAAGUGGUCCAGAAGGGCACAUGGUCGUGAAAGACGACGAAAAGAGAUCUACUCAAGAAGAGGAUGAAUGGCAACUUAUUUUACGCACGCAAUCUCAGUUCGAUCGAUUUCGACGUCGAAUCGCGCAACUAGACGAAGACGCCGCCCGUAUGGAGAAAUCCAUCAUGGCUAAACUGGACCUGAAGCAGAAACAUGCAAGUCUUCAAGAAUCCCAUGCAACGGCCGUCAUCAGUGCAGCCGUUCUCGGCUUCACAGUCAUAACCAUCAUAUUUACGCCCUUGUCUUUCCUCACUAGCUUGUUCGCUCUGUCAAUUGAUCGGUUCCAGAGAAACCAGGUUGAUUUCUUCAUACCCGACCGCGAGAACGAAGCCGACUUUACCAACCGGACUCGAGUUUACACAACAAACUAUAUUGGAAAAUGGGCUGCUACCACAGUUCUUGUAUCUAACGCUAUUGCCCUGCUAUUCAUGUGGCUCGUCGUCGAAUACGGCAUGGGCGUGCCCGUGCUGCGACACAACGCAUUGCGGUUGCUGGGCUUGCCAAAGCGGAUAUGGAAAUCCAAGUUUGUGAGCAGAGGAAUCGAACGAUUUAAAAGGAAAAAGGUUCCAGAAGAGAAGGAUUCUACAGCAACCUCUCCACCCCCUUCCUCAAACAAUUGGCCACUUCUCGGAUAA
Molecule: messenger RNA, 2469 nt
Organism: Bipolaris victoriae FI3
Lineage: Eukaryota; Fungi; Ascomycota; Dothideomycetes; Pleosporales; Pleosporaceae
Exons: 5
Coding region: 1-2469 (822 amino acids)
Molecular function (GO): protein binding
Source: RefSeq, a predicted model, not a curated record